CAGUUGCUAUUUGAAGUUGAUACGCGUCUUGGUAAAUUAGUAACGAAUCUGCCGACGGAGGCAGAGCAACUGCUGAUGUGACGGUAACAAAUUGGUGAGGGAAAGUCAGUUUGAGAACCAUUUGGGACGUAACCGCGGUCCGUCUGGUGCUCGACGGUCAACACGCGUUUCAUGAUCUCUUCAGACUCCAAAAUUUAUUUGUAUAGAAAUACGUCAAAAGUCAGUUGCUGAAUAUCGAGUUGAGCGUCGCUCCUUCUGGAUACAGAAAGAUGUCCAUCAGUGCCAACGGUCGCUUCAUGUACUUCGCUUUUGGAAGUAAUUUGUUAAAGGAAAGACUGCAGAUGGCAAACCCCUCUGCGACAUUUCACACUACCGGACGACUAAAGGACCACGAGUUAAGCUUCGGUCUGUGUGAGACUAUUCAGAACAACAUUUGGCACGGCGGAGUGGCCACCAUUGUCCCGUGUCCAGGGGCCGAUGUGUGGGGGGUAAUUUGGACUCUGAGCAGCGAGGACCUCCCGAGGCUGGACAAGCAGGAAGGGGUGAGUGUUGGAAUAUACUCUCCACUGGAGGUUUCAGUGGAGACCGAUAAAGGACUCAUAUUCUGCAGGACUUAUGAGAUGAACAACUUCCACGCCUGCCCUCCCUCUCCUCAGUACAAACAGGUGGUGUGUCUGGGUGCAGAGCGGAAUGGUCUCCCGGUGGAGUACCUGAAGAAGCUGGAGGCCAUUCAAACCAACAACUACAGCGGCCCUUCGGUGCUUGAUAACAUCAGAAUAGACAUGAAUUAGAGCGAUAUAUAGUUCAUAUUCCUGAAUGUGGAAACACCAGUUGACGUUCACCUCAUUUUAGUGGCCGUUUUGUGAACAUCAGGAGCAAAAAUGGAAAAUAAAAAAUACUUAAGACAAAAAAGAAUUGA
Molecule: messenger RNA, 919 nt
Organism: Gasterosteus aculeatus aculeatus (three-spined stickleback)
Lineage: Eukaryota; Metazoa; Chordata; Actinopteri; Perciformes; Gasterosteidae
Gene: ggcta
Product: gamma-glutamylcyclotransferase a
Molecular function (GO): gamma-glutamylcyclotransferase activity
Source: RefSeq, a predicted model, not a curated record